AUGGCAAAGUCUUACGAAAUCACCUUUGUGAAAGGGAUGAAUUGGCCCAAGGUCGAUACCUCGAGCUGGUGCAACCCGUUUUGUGUCUUUUUAGAUAAGGGGAUGGAGAUCAAGACCACUCAUGAUAACAACACCAGUGAUCCCAAAUGGGAUCAAUCCUUUAGUGUUGUGUCCACUGGUGAUCUUUUACAGAUUGAUUGCUACGACUGGGAGAAGAGUGGUGAGAAUGUCCUCAUAGGUAAAUUUACAAUCGACUUUGCCGACUUUUGCGAUAUCUCAGUCAACAAAAAUAUCAAAUUUGACAUUGUUCUAAUCGACUCUUUCGUCUCAAAGAAGAAAAUCCAAGACCGUCCAGCUGUUGUAGUGAUGACCAUCACCAACGUUGAAAAGCGCAAAAAAGAAGUCGAGGAACAAACACGUAAAGAAGAGGAAGAGCGGAAAAAAGCCCAGUUUGUUGAAGAAAAUGAGCGGAAAGAGGCAAUGGUCGAGUGUAAACGGCAGCUUCGUGAAUUUGCAGAAGAUGGGUUAAAAGACAAGUUAAAGACGGUUCAGUACCAGCUCAUGACUUGGACCGCCUUAUCAAAUUAUCACAUCACUUACACCACAGAUGUUGACUCUUGGGUUGAACGCGAGGUGAAGUUAAGUGUUAAUAAUGUCAAGAAUUACAUGUUUUUAGUCAUCGAUUCAAAAGGAAACCUUUUUGGAACGUACGUUGACGAAUUGGUUGAUGGCAAUUCAAAAGGUUCAGUCUUUCUAUUCACUCUAAAAAGUCCAAUAAUGGGAGUCUACCUUCACAAAUACACACCAAAGAGUAUUGAAGAUGGGAUAGUCUCACUAGGUAAUGGCGCAUUUUUUACUGUCAAAAAUGGGUUCUCCAUCUCCUCAUCUUCAUGUAGCAUUGAAAAUGCAAUCAAUCAAGAAUUCGUACAAGACGAUGGCAAAGAGUUUGAUGCAGACGUUUUUGUCGGCGCAACAUCGCCCAAGACAUUUUCUGCUCGAUGCGUGUUUGGCAUUCAGUGGUACUAA
Entamoeba invadens IP1 is the source of this 1026-nucleotide messenger RNA. RefSeq lists its product as hypothetical. The transcript has a single exon. Lineage: Eukaryota; Evosea; Mastigamoebida; Endamoebidae. The record is from RefSeq and is a predicted model, not a curated record. The coding region runs from base 1 to 1026 and encodes 341 amino acids. Gene Ontology annotation, molecular function: calcium ion binding.